AUCCCCGUCAUCGUGACAAGUGUAAAUAGAGAAACCACACGUGUGGCCGAAGCUGUCAGACGCCAUAGAGAAAGCUCAAGAAAACACUUUUUGUCUUUACUGCGAUUUUUGUUUAGAAAAAGAAAAUGUCUGACAAAUUAUCUAUGCACCCCCAAUUCCGUUCAAAAGAGGUUUUCUUUCUGGACUGCCGACAUUGUGAGAGUAACGUUUGUCGCCGGGCCAUGGAAUCUGUGCUAGUGGCCGACUCACAAACCAAGUUGUUUUCAACAGAUUGUCCGGAGAAAAGCUCAGUUGAACUGACGGGAGAGAGAUUUGAAACAGAUUCCUGCAAUUGUCAACUCGAAAAUGUAGCCUGUGUCUUUUGUGGCAGUGUGCUUGGAUACAAUGUGAGGCUGCCCUGUAAAACUUGUUUACAGUCCUGUAAUAACGGCCAUCUCUGGAUGUUUUACACAGAGAAAAUAUCACCUUACCAGAGAUUUAACAAGAAAGGAGAGGAAGUGUUAUUGUGGGGAAAUAUCCCCGAGAUGUCACAUGACCAUGCCUUGGAUUUUCUUAUUGACGAAUGUCUACGCUAAAUCAUCCAGCCGGCGUCUAUUGUAAUCAGCAACUGCACAGAAAAUGCAGGAGAUCUCAAUGAACUAGUUGUGCUUAUGUUUCAAAUUUGUAUGUUAUAUCUGCAGCAUAAAAUUCAUUUUUGUAUAAAACAGGAAUUUCAUGUACAGUAGCUUCAUAUGUUCCUGUCUUUUGAUGUAUCUCAUAAUUUCAGACUUGUUUGAUUCCAUUAUGUUCAAUGUUUUGUGCAAUAUUAGAGAUUAUUGGUCUGUUUUCCAUGCAGUGUUCAAUGUGUCGGGGACAGACUAAGGAGAUGCAAGGUAGCCACGCGAUGUGGUAGCCAUGUUUUGUUUGUGUUUCAGAUAAACAUCCGCCUGUGAUAUUUGUAUUCAAACUUGUACUUUCUACUGGUAGAGAAAUUAUUCCAGCAUAUCUUUGUGAUGGAUUUGAUAUGUAUAGUGCUAUAAAAUGUUAAACAUUUGGAAUAUUUAAUGUAUUUUAUUGUAUGAGUGCUGUACAGACCUUGUGUUUAUUUUGUUUUUCUCUGGUAGACAAUCUACAUUUAUUAUUUGGCAUUUGUGCUCACAGGUUUUGAGUAAAUAUGUUUGACAAAGAA
Molecule: messenger RNA, 1168 nt
Organism: Magallana angulata
Lineage: Eukaryota; Metazoa; Mollusca; Bivalvia; Ostreida; Ostreidae
Product: protein FAM72A-like
Exons: 4
Coding region: 126-575 (149 amino acids)
Cellular component (GO): cytosol
Source: RefSeq, a predicted model, not a curated record